This is a messenger RNA of Musa acuminata AAA Group (dessert banana), 9875 nucleotides long. RefSeq lists its product as uncharacterized. Gene Ontology annotation, biological process: regulation of transcription by RNA polymerase II. Gene Ontology annotation, cellular component: nucleus. The record is from RefSeq and is a predicted model, not a curated record. Gene Ontology annotation, molecular function: transcription regulator activity. NCBI's taxonomy places the organism in Eukaryota, Viridiplantae, Streptophyta, Magnoliopsida, Zingiberales, Musaceae. The transcript is spliced from 9 exons. The coding region runs from base 401 to 4642 and encodes 1413 amino acids.
GUUUUAGAGCUCCAAAGACACACACCCAAACUCCCCCAUCGCCUCUUCGAGAGCUCGCUCUCCCUCGUCUCCGCUUCGAUCCAGCUACCCCAAACCCCAAUCGAUCCCCUCGGCUCCGUUCGCCUCCAUCUAUUCCUCUCGCAACCCGCUCCAAUUCUUCAAAAUCUCCAUCUCUCGUAGGAGGUAUGCCGGAUUCGCUCUCCUUGGUCCCCUAAGUUUCAAUUUUGUGUUGCUGUUCUGGGAUCAGAGGCGCGCUGGUUUUUUACUAGAUCCAUACGGGAUGGAUGGUGACUGGGGAUCUUUUUUUCUUACCGUGGAUUCCGUGGCGCGAUCGGUUUGGGUUCGUGCGUUGGAUUAGGAGUGACUUCUCUUGGUGAAGGGAUAUUGGUGUUUCGUUGCUAUGUCUUCGGUGGAGGAGGAGACGGUUGCUAUGAAGAGGGGGGUCGCGAACGGGGUUUCUGCGUCGAAGGAGGUCCGUGAACCGAAUCGGCAGAAGAAGAGGCGGUUGGUUUUGAGCGAUUCGGAUUCAGACGAUUGUUUGUUUUCUCUAAGCAAGGUGGAUCACAGGACCGAUCAGAACGGAGACAGCUCGAGCAUCGGUGAAGACAAUGGCGUGGAGCGGAUGGAAGAGAAAGGCAAGGUUGAGGUAGAGAAUAAGAAGAGGGUUUUAAGGCCAGAUUUCAUGAAGCGAAAUGAAGAGCUCAUAGUUUCUGACAAGAAAGAAGUUACCAAGCCAGAGUUGGAAAGAAGGAGUAGAGAGCCAGCUGAUGCCAAAGUUCCUGCAAAGAAACUGGAAAUGGAUUUUCCAGAACGAGGAGGAGGCAACAAUUCUGAAAUAUCAAAAAGAAAACUGUUGCAUGGUCGAGAUGACACAAAUGAUAUGGAGGCAGAAAAAGAUGUAGGUUCCAAACCUCUAGAUCCCACGAGCAGCAAGAGGGAUGGGUUGAUGGAGAAUGACACGCAGACACACUCUCCCAGGACUAGCAGGAGAGAAGCUGAAAAAGACAAGCCAAUAGAGUCAUCAGGUAAUCAAACACUUCGUAUGAGACAUAAUAGCAGCAGUUCUGCUAAUGAAAAGAGAGCAGAUACUGCCAUGUCACAAUGCAAAGCUGGUGUUCUGAGGUUGCAAGGGAAAAAUGGUGUCUUGAGGGUCUCACCAAGUAACAAAAGGGCAGAUGGGCUGAAGAACCUUCAUUCUAAAAGGAAAGAUGAGGAAAAAUUAAAGGCUGUAGGCUCUCCUAAGGAUUCCGCCCGAGGCACACCAAAGAGACCAUCUCUUUCUCCAGAUCAAAGAGUACAUGGAAAAUCAAGUACAGGAGCUACAUUCAGUAAGUAUCAAUCAAGAAAGGCAAAAAUUGACAAAACUGAGGAAAUUAGAUCCAGUAGACGAAAAACAAAGCCAGUAAUUGUUUCUCCGAAAAGAGAAAAAAAAAGAACGGAUAAGCUGAAGAGCAGGACUGGUUUGAAAAUAAAGAGCAGAUCCAGCUCAAAAGCUGCUUUUAUUGCAAAACAAAAAUUAAAUAAAACAAGUGUAGCACGCAGCACUGAAAAACAGAACCUCAGGGAUCAGAUAAAAAACAUACUUCUUAAUGCUGGUUGGACAAUAGAUCUGAGGCCAAGGAAAGGCAGAAACUAUGAAGAUUCUGUUUAUAUUCCUCCUGAAGGAAAAAGUGGUUAUUGGUCAAUUACAAAGGCUUAUGCUGCAUAUCAGGAACAACUGAACAGGGCAUGCAAUGAGAGGGGCAAUAAUUCUUCAGGAAGAUCCUCUAAAACAUCUUCUGGCAGUGACUCUGUCGUACCGAUGGAAUCCUUGGAUAUACUAAAGAGAAUUGUUAACAAGAGAGGGAGGAGGGAAGAGCUCAAGGAAACUCAAAGGGGCAAAAAGAAAGUAAAGAGAAGUUCUGACAUGAGGCAUGCUAGACAUCAAGACACUCAGGAUAAGCUUGAUGAUAAUAGAGGCAGAAAGAAGUCAAACAGUGCCUUGCCCUCAAACAUGAAGAUUGCUGUUGGUUCCACUGUUCUUAAGCAUGUUCAAAAAGGAAGAAACAAACAGAGAGGAUGUGCUCUGUUGGCUCGUGGCAGCAACCAGGAGGCAGAAGCUGAAGAUAAUGAUUAUGUUCCAUACAUCUGGAAAAGGACAGUUCUCUCGUGGAUGAUAGAUAUGGGUGUCUUGCCCAUAAACGGAAAAGUGAAAUACAUGAACCAGAGAAAAACAAAGACAAAGCUGGAAGGCCGGAUAACAAGAGAUGGUAUUAAUUGCAGUUGCUGCAGUAAAAUUAUUCCUGUGCCAAAGUUUGAGCUUCAUGCUGGAAGCAAACUUCUCCAGCCAUCACAAUAUAUAUUUCUGGAAGAUGGAGGAGUUUCCCUGUUGCAGUGUCAGCUUGAUGCAUGGAAAAAGCAGGAUGAGUCAGAACGCCAAGGAUUCUACUGUGUUGAUGUAAGCGGUGAUGACCCAAAUGAUGAUACUUGUGGCAUCUGCGGUGAUGGUGGUGACUUGAUCUGUUGUGAUGGUUGUCCUUCAACAUUCCAUUUGAGUUGUUUGGGCAUUGAGAAGCUUCCUCCUGGAGAUUGGCACUGUACAAACUGUUGCUGCAGAUAUUGUGGGGGUAUCUCUGCUGAUGCCACCCGAGAAACGGAUGGAACAGUUUCUUCGUUACUCUCGUGCCACCAGUGUGAGGCAAAAUACCACCAAGGCUGUGUUCCUGAUGCAGAAUCUGUUUCUGCCAUUACCAAGAAUUUGGGCAUGUCUUUUUGUGCCCAAAGUUGCAGAAAGGUUUUCAAACGAUUGCAGAAGAUUCUUGGGAUCAAGAAUGACUUGGAAGCAGGAUUCUCAUGGAGUGUUAUUAGGCGUUUUGAUGAGGAUGCUCCCAAAACACCACUGAAGUCUCAUUUAAUUGCUGAAUGCAACUCGAAGGUUGCUGUUGCCCUUGCAGUUAUGAACGAGUGCUUUCUUCCGAUUAUUGACCAGAGAAGUGGUGUUAACCUGAUUCAUAAUGUUGUGUAUAACUGUGGAUCAAAUUUCAAUCGGCUGAACUAUAGGGGUUUCUACUCUUUUAUUUUGGAGCAAGGUGAUGAAAUUAUUUCUGUGGCAUCUAUCAGAAUUCAUGGAACUAAGCUGGCUGAAAUGCCUUUCAUCGGGACGAGAAACAUGUAUAGACGCCAAGGGAUGUGCCGUCGGCUUCUAGAUGGAAUUGAAUCAGCUCUCUUCUCUCUUGAUAUCGAAAAGCUGGUUAUACCUGCUAUUUCUGAACUGAAGGACACAUGGUCUAAUGUAUUUGGCUUUAAACCUCUUGAGGUUUCACAAGAAUUAGAAGUUAGAUCCAUAAAAAUAUUGGUUUUUCCUGGUACUGGUUUAUUACAGAAGCCACUCCUGAAAAUGCAUUCUUCUGUACAAUAUUCAGCUGUCGAUGGAGUUGAUAAUGACAUCAAACAUCAGCAUCAGACAAUAUCAACUCAUGUAUCAUCUGAGUUCUCAUCUAUUGAGCCCAACCUCCAUAUUCCUGGUCAGGAUGUUGUCCAUUGCAUAAAUCCAAAUCAAGAUGCAGAACCUAGCUUGUCAUCUUCUAGAGUUUCACCUGAUUCUUCUGAUUCUCCUCGACCCAAUUGUAAAUCUCAAGAAAACAAGAUUUCGGAGACUGCUGGUGAUUUGUGCAUGCACAAUUUUCCUGGGGGAGGUUUAUCAGGUUCUCAUGAUGAAGAUAAAUGUCAAGUUGAUUUUUCAACUAAUCAACAAGCUGAGUUGAUUAGUGAGCUAACUUUUUUUGAUAGUCAAGAAGGGGAAAAUGUAGAAGCUAAUCCAUCCGCCGAUCUGCAAGAAUGUGAUUCUGUUUCUAAGCAGAGUUAUCCGGAUGGUUUUGCCUCUGAUACUAAAAAAUCAGGAUCUGCUUCUCUUAGCAUGCAUUCCACAGAAUUUAACUUGUUGCAACAUAAAUUGGAGGAUCAUUGCACUCCUCUAGGUAUUGAUACUUUCACAUUGAAACAGAAUGUUAGGAUGAAUGUAGAACUUCCACUAGGCUCCUUGGAGUCUACAUCAACUCCUAGUCUUCAAUGUCAUGUGACAACCAAAGCUCAUUCUCCAAAUUCAUCAGAGAGCAAUGACCAGGUAUCUUCUGAAUCUGCCCAUGAUGCAAAUCAUUUUGAAAAAUCUCUUAUGGUGCAUUUAGAGCCAUGCUUUCUGUUAAGCAAUGAAAUGAUGCAUAGCAUUUGUAAGGUGAAAGCUAAAGAUUCCAUCCUUGAUCCAAAGUCCUCUGUAAAUGAUGGGAACUCAGAACCUUAUGCUUUUGAAAUUGUUAAAAGAUGUCUGAAUGUUGCUGCUACAGAAGAAAGUGGGGCUUCUUGCUCAAGUGCUGCAGUUCCUGAUUCUGAUGAAAAUACUAGGUUUUCUAUACAGCAAAGUAUUUUAGACACAGUUUACGUAACAAAUGGUACUGUUUGUGAAUCAAACUUAUCUUGUGUUGUUAAGAGCUGCAGGAUACCAAGUGAGACUAACCAUUCUCACAUGGCUUGUUCUGGGAUGCUAGAUGCAGAUAUCCAUGAUGUUCAGCCUAAUUUAACACCUAUCAAUUUCGUUGCUGCUGAUAUUUUGGACAAGUCUCAUCAUAUUUGCAAUGAGUUCACAAAUGGAACUGAAAGUAAAAAAUGAUGACAUAUCCUUUGAUCAAUGUAUUGAUGAUUGUAGUCUUCACGAUGCUUCUGUGGACAUAAAGAAGUUUGAUUUAGGUUCAGAACCUUCUUAAUGGCUACUGAUAAACCCUUUGUGGCUUAAUCCCAGCAGAACAUCUGUUUACUGGUGUUGCUGGGUUUCCUGUUGGGGAUGAUAUUCAUAUGAUACACAAGGUUUUUCUGAGGCAAGAUGCACAAGGUUGUUAGUGGACCCCGCAGGUUGCCAGUUGUGUACUGGAGAAUUAUUUUGUUGAUUCAUCUUGUAAAUAGUAAAGGCCUUUAAAAUCAUCCAAGCCCCUCUAUUGUGAGUAAGAAAGAUUAUCUUAAAGGAAUCUUAUCAUCUGAGCAUGGUGAGAAUGGUGCGUUAUUUUUCACAUGAAGUAUAUGGUGAUCUAUUACAUAAUCAUCCUCAGUUUCAAUCAACAUUUCGCUGAGUUACCAUUGAGUUUCUAACAGAAGUGCAAAAUGAAGUAAACUAACCUAGUUUUGGUCAUACUUGUCACUUGCGGUACCAAGUUCGCAGACCUAGCCUCCAGGAUUGCAACUGUCAUCAUCUGGUCAUUUCUGUUCUAUUCAUCCACAGCUUUGAACAGUUUCUCCGACACCUUUCAAUCCUUUUGUGUUUUCUUGUAGCCAAUUUAUCCACUAGAUUAAUUCUGGUAUUUCCAGAAACUUGGUUUUGAGCUUAAGAUUGAUGUUAUUAUACUUGCUGAUGGAUGUAGAUGAAUUGGAGUGCAUGAAUUUAAGGGAUUCUAAAACUUAAAGGAAGGUUCAAAUAACAAUCUCAUAGUUGUGUAAGAUUUGAGUCAUGUAUCUAACUCAAGGGUAUGUUUGUUAUAACUUCUGUGAGGUUUUGGUUGGGAAAUUGAGGGCCGCAAUAUGUUAUUUCUAAUAACAUGAAGUUCCAUUUUAAUAUUAGAAAGUGUUCUUUGAACAAAAUGUACUUGAUAGUUCUGAUUAUUCGAACGUUGAAAGUUCAAUACAGUGUAUCUUCUUGUUGGGCAUUUCUUUCUAGUUAUUUUGUUAUCUUAUGCAGAUAUUAGUUAAAUUUGUCUUUAUUUGUUGAGAUCACCCAAGCUUUGGCCUUUUUUUGUCCAACUAUGAAGCUGCAUCAUUCAGUCAAAUCUGCCCCUUCCUGGGUUGGUUGUGGUUGGUCAUCAACUUAAUGCUGUUACUAGUACAUUCCAACUUUAAUAAAAAACAACUGGAUCUAGUUGAAAAAAGGAAUAAGUUUUUUCUACAGCUCUAGUUGGUUCAGAAUUUUCUAGACUGCUGUGUGGUGGUUUAUAUUUUUUUUAACUAGUUUUUUCCCCUGUCAAAAUUGAUUAACAAUGGUUUGUGAAGAUCAACAUACAAAAUCUGGGUCCUGUCAUAGGACUGGUAAGGUUCCAUCAUGGAUCAUCAAUAUACUAGCACUCAGUACGGAUUAGUACCGUUCAGAAUGAAGAGAAACAGUAAUAAGAGGGGAUGAUAAAGAGAAGAGAUGGAGGAAGAUGACUGGUAGAGAGAGGAGGAAGAAAUAUACCAGUAGGAGGAUGAGGAGAAAGGAGCGGCAUGGUAAGGCAAAGGCAGUGGUGGCCAAGGAGCGGGGAAAGAGUGUGUGAGAGAGUGCAUGAGAAAGGUACGUGAGCUUGCCAGGUGUAAUAGUCCAUACUGGACCAAACUAUACUGAUGGAGAACUAUCGAGUCUUACAAAGGAUUACAGAAAAAUUUAUUCUAGGCAAAUAUAUCAAUAAAAAAUCAUCAAUUAGUUGACCUAGAAAUUCUAACAGUUAGGUUGAAAAUUGAAAAGUCUUUUGGUCUUUCUAGGGACUCCCUUUGUAUUAAGUGCACUCUUGUAUUAAUUGUGUUGAUAUACUAUUUAGGUAUCCUAGAAGUUACAUUUUGGAUUUUUAAAAGAGAUACUAAUUCCGUAGGAGAUUACUCUUGGAAAUCAUUGGCUUAUUAAUUGUUUCAAGGCUUCUAAACCCCUAUAUAUAGUGGAACUUGUUAAUGGAUCAAAUAUUUUCAGAUUUGAAUGAAAAGAAUUGCAUCUUCUCUAGUCUUUUAUUCUCUUUUGUUAUCUCACAAUUCUCUCUCUACUUCCCUAUUCUGUUCUACAUCAGUUCAGUAUUAGAGGAUAUCAACAAACUUGCCUUAUACCCCAUUAGGUUCCAACUAGCAUCAAAAGGUUCGAUCAACACUCAAGGAUCCUUGCACCUCCAAUGUCAACCCCUUGCGUGUGGAGUUGGUCCUUAGGGUGAUUGUCCCAUGUGGAAUUGGACCAUAUAACUCUUAUUAUCGAGUAAAAUUUUGAAAACUUUACUAAUAUUUUUUAUUGGAUUGAAAAAUUGUAUAUUUCAUUGUAUCAUAAUUUUCAUCACUUCUCCCCUUGUUUUCUUCUUCUUUUUUUUUUCUUAAAUUUAUCAUCUUCCCUCACCCCUUUAGUGGCAACUACAGUACCACUAAAAUUUGAACCCUUGAAAGUUAAAAAAAAAAGACAAAAAGUGAAAAAAAUGAAAACCAUUUGAAACUUUACAUUUUUAUCUUGUGCAUUACAACAAUUAAUAAUCUCAUUACCAAAAAGUAAUUUGUCGAUAGCAUUAGAAUCAUGACUCGAUGAGGUGAAAAGCAAAUCAAUCAUGAUGAGUCCCUAAACCAAUAGAGUGAGGUAGACACCCUUAAAGACCAAGCUAGCAGAUCAUGACACAAUAUUGAAUUAGUUAUGUGACCAAAUAACUCAAGUCGUAAGAGCUUUCUAACAUUUUGAAAAACGACCCAUGAAUGAGGAGAUUGAUGAGUCGGUUAGUUAACAUGUCUAUUCUCCCCAAUUCGUAGCUUCAAAUUAAGGAAUUUUACCUACUUCCCAAGCCCUAGUUCAAACAAAUCCUAGGUCCACCUAUAGGGCACCUAUUCACAAUCAUGCUCCAAUAAUUCCUGAUGGCCAAGCUUUUGACCUUAAUGAUGAAUUCCUAGAACCUAUAGAAAUCCAUAAACCUGAGUAAUGGGCCAACGAGUUCGACUUGCUGACAAUAUGAGAGAAAUGGCUAGAAGAGUUAAAGUGGAUGUGUUGGACUUUGACAGUAGGUUUAACCCUGUGUUUGUUGACCGGUUAUAUAGCAUGGAAGACUACUUUGAGUGGUAUGGAAUGAUUAAUAUUGAAUGUGUACGAUUUGCAAAAAUAAAACUAAUAGGCUCCGUUUGAAAAUAUUGACAACAUGUCCAACGUAAUCUCGAACACCGUCCAUAGCCUCUCAUCACUCAAUGGGAAGUCAUGAAAUAAAAACUUUUAAGGAAAAAUAUUUAAUAACCUACUUUCGAAGCCAAUUAGUUGAAAAAUUGUUAAACAUUAAAUAGUUGAAUUCUAGUGCGGUAGAGUAUUUGCCCCAAUUUAAGAAACUUUUACUUAUGUGUGAAAAAGAAAAGUACCAAAUUAUCAUUGUUCGAAGAUUUGUUUAUGGGUUGAGGUUUGACAUCCAACUGGAAGUCUCCUUUAGUUUCCUUGAUACCAUGGAGGAAACUUCCUGAUGAGCCCUUGAGAUUAAGGACAUCAAAUCUUAUCCAAUUCGUCAAGCAUCAUCUCAGUUUCUUGACAAUAGAACUAUUACCCAAUCUACCCCAAAUAGUGGCUCUGUCAAGUAAAAAAUCCCAUGAAUUGUCAAACUCAUUCAACUACUGAUUCUCAAACUAGUUCGUUUUCAAUCUAGUGUUAUUAUUACCAUAAUAGAGGUCACUUGGCCUCUCGUCCUCAAUGUACCCUUACCUUAAAACAAUAACCAAAGGAUCAAAUCGAGGGAGUAAACCAAGUAGUUGAAUCGGAAGCCUACUUAGGUGAUGAAAACGAACUAGUAAUUGAAGGUGCUCAUGUUAAUGUUGUUCGCAUAAUUCUCUCUACUGCUAGUGAUUCCAAUGAAUGGAAGAAGAUAAGUAUCUUCCAUACUUUUAUUCGAAGCAUGAAAAAACUUACAAAUUAGUUAUUGAUGGGGGUAUCACACUAUCACCAUGAACGUAGUCUAAAAUUUGCUAUCAAGAGAUUAAACAGUAAGGUAGAAUCACACCCGAUUCCAUUCAAACUAGCUUGGGUUGAAAAAACCACACUUCCAGUGACUGAGAGAUGCCUAGUACCCAUUAAAAUGGGUAAGAUGAGAUUUACUGUGACGUUCUACCAUUAGAUGUUGCCUACAGUCUUUUAGGUUGGCCUUGGUUGUAUGACCUUGAUGCAAUCAACCAUGGAAGAGAAAACACCUGUCUUUCCAUACAAAGGUAAAGACAUUAUUCUGCGACAAACAAAACCGUCAGAAAAGGUCAAAUCAAGAACAUCCAAAUCUCAUCCACAAGCCCCAACAAUCAAGGGACUUCACUUACUGGAUCCUAAAUCUUUUGUAAUUAAGCUUUGUUCUGGUACUCAAAAUAAAGCUGUUGAUGUCCUUAGUAAAAUUCUAUAAUCCUAUUUACCAUGAGUGUCAAGGUCAUAGGAUUCGAGCAAUUAAAAGAAGAGUAUACCCAAUGUCUAGACUUUAGUCACAUAUAUUGAGAAGUCCAAGAUGGAAACCGUCGUGAACAUACAAACUUCAUUCCUAAGGGUGGUAACCUUUUUCGAUCCACUAGAUUGUGUAUUCCCCGAUCCUCCCUUCGAGACAUUUGUUUGGGAAAUGUACGUGGGUGGAUUAACAUGUCGCCUAGGUCAAGACAGGACCAUUGCAUUAAUCGAGGAUAGAUUUUAUCGGUCUUCCUUAAAGCAAGAUGUUGCUCGAGUGUGUCGGAGUGGCACUUGUCAAAUUGCCAAAACUCGCAAACACAAUACUAGCAUAUACACUCCAUUACCCAUUCUGUAAUUACCAUUGCAAGAUGUGAGUUUAGAUUUUGUUCUUAGGCUUCCCAAAAUAGCCUGUGGAGAUGACUUUGUUCUUGUUGUUAUUGAUCAAUUUUACAAAAUGACUCACUUUAUCUCAUGUGACAAGACCAACGACGUCUCACAUAUUGCUAAAUUGUUAUUUCGAGAAGUGGUUAAAUUACAUGGCUUGCCUUAACCAUGGUAUCGGAUAGGGAUGUGAAAUUUAUCAACUUUUGAAAAACUGUGGAAACUGUUUGACACAACAUUGAAGUUCUCUUUAGCCUUUUACCCCCAAAUUGAUGGUUAAACUGAGGUUGUUAACCAUUCCUUGAGAAUCUCCUUAGAUGUUUAGUUGGGGAGAAACUCGAAAAACUGAGACUUAAUCUUACUCGAUGCAAAA